Messenger RNA from Bombyx mandarina (wild silkworm), 2565 nucleotides. It is a transcript of the gene mdu, whose product is annotated as mitotic spindle positioning protein meduse. The record is from RefSeq and is a predicted model, not a curated record. Lineage: Eukaryota; Metazoa; Arthropoda; Insecta; Lepidoptera; Bombycidae.
CGGCUCUGUAGUCUGUACUCGCGAGGCUGUCUCCGCAGAGGACGUAAGCGCUCAGCCGCGUCCGUCUUCCGCAACGCACGCUCCACAAAACUAGAACCGUGCCAGGUGUCGGUGCCGUGAUGUCGAAACAGUGAAACAUUUGUGUGCAAUUAUCAGCUUCCUUCCCAUUCGGAUAUCGGAUUGCGUUACGAGUUUCACCAUGGGCGACUCACUUUUGAAAGAAGAUCCGCUGUCAAGGAUCCAGAGAGAGAUCAUCGAAGUCACAGAGAGGGAAAGAGAAUUUAAAGAAGGUCACUUCAGAGUCAACAGGCUUAUGUCCGAAUCUACGAUUGACGUUAAUCACCAGAAUGGACACAUGAACGGCGAUGCUGAUGAGAAAAUAUCGCGGACCCUCAACAGAGCGGUCUCCACUUCACAUUUGUUAGGGCCCAUCGCCCCCUCGACUCCUGCAGCGCCUGCCGCCCUCACCGCAAAUGGUUACACGCGUCGGUUCACUCCGCAGACCGGUACAAAAGGAAUAAUGCAAAGAUUUAUAGCCAGCAAAGGAAAGCUGCCCCCGCCUUCGAAUGCGGCCUCAACACCGAAUACGGCCUUCGCCCCUCCCCUUAUUUUCCCCUCGACUCCAGUAUUGGCGCCAGUAGUUUCCCCUCCUAUCAUCACUCGUACGCCUGAAGGGAAACCAGUACGGAAGGGAUACGUCCCCGUCGAAGAGAAGAUACAAAAGGAACUACAGGAAAUGAAAGACAGAGAGCAAGAGCUGAAGAAAAUGAGGAAAAAACAGAAACCUUUUGAUCUGGAACUGACCGAUGAUGAGAUAAACUCCGAAUCAGAAGAUGAGGAAAUUCCUUUACCCGGGAAACUUAAAGCCACUAAGUCAAUAGGGGAGCUUUAUGAGGCUCUGAACGAAGACAUACGAUCGCCAUCACCUAGAAAUAGUUCGGGACACGACUCACCCGGCAGCCUCAAGCCAGCCAAGUCGCUCGCCGAGCUGUGCGAGCUUGCACCCGGUGAAGAGUUCCUCGCUCCGAGUUCCACUCGGCUCAUAAAGCAGUGGGAAUCUAUGAUACAACAGAAACAGGAGGCCGGCGCUGCCUAACCUAACCUGAGAGCAGAGCCAGGGUUCUAAAGUGUGUAACGCUGAUCGUGUACGUACCGUGUUCGUAAGCAUCAACCACUCAAAGCGAGUUCCGAGGAGCUCCGAUCGAGGUGUCGCGUCUAUGGUGUAGUAACGGGUCCGCGAGUGCGCGCUGCCUUGGAAUUCGCGAUUUACCGUAAUCCGAAAUCGGGCAAACGGACAAAUUCCACGAAUGUCUCGGUGCACCUUCACUCGAUCAACAGUGAAUCAAUUAAUUUUCUCGCUCGCGAUGCAAAUGAUGGUUAUGGUCGCGAUCAUCACGAGCGUUGGAAAGCGGCCGCUGCACGCGCCUUCUGUGUGCGUUCGUUUCUUCCUAUUGUUUCAUUGUCACCUAUAAAUACGUUGAAAAACCGCGUGGUUUUUGCUGCCGCUUUCCAGCGCGGCACGUCGCGGCAAGCGUCGCUCGUGGUUUAUUCAACUGUGGGAAACAAACAAGAAACUAUUUUAAUAGCCGUUUAAUAACGCCUUGGAAUCGGGUCUCAUUAUUGUUCUCGUUCCGUGAGUUCACAGGUGGCACGGUGGCCUACAGCGGCGUGAUUCCGUCAGUGAUUGAGCACUAACAUAAUUGAGUUUGUUAUUGUUAGAGAAUAAACAAUUCGAACGUUACUUACAAUGCUACAAAGAUUACACGAAGCUUUAUGAUUUGUUUAAAAAUGAUUUUACUACGUAUUUCCUUAUCCUUUUCUUAUUUUUUUUUGUUACAAAAUAGUAGAAAAACGGUAUGGAACUCACAAUGAAUUAACGAAAUGCCUUACGGGAUUUUUGCUUGUGGUGGUUAGAUGCUGAUUAUUAAAACACAUGGAAGUCUUUGAAGCGGGCCUCCAAUAAAAUAAAAAUAACAUCUUGUACUUAAUCUUAUCCGGUAUUACAGUUAAUUAUGCACUUAUUAUGCGCGGCGAUGGCCCUAAUAGAUAACUUUAGUUAAAUAUACAUUGUUGAUUCAAAUUUAAUUUGGAUCGCUUUAGAAUUAAAAAGUAGUGUCAAAUAGUCAGUGCCUUAAUCUAAUUUAGAAAUACGAAUAAAUAAAUUAAUUAAUAUAAAGUUUUUCAAAAUUCUAAUGUUCAAAUUGUUAUGGUUUUUAUUGCCAAAUUGUUAAAAGGUUCUGUGCAAAUAAACUCGAUUACUGAGAGUUUGGGAUUGUUUGCUAAUACGUCACACAAACAAUAACAUUUGUUUUGUAUAUAUACAAUACUCGGAAUCAAAACAUUAUGUAGGUUAUGCUGAUACAUAAAAUCGAAACUGCUUUUAAAACUCGAACUGUCAAAUUUAGCUAAAUUACCCAAACUGAGAAUUUUCUAGAGUUGAUGAUGAUUGAUAAACCCUUAAAGACACCUUUAGACUAAAAUAAUUGUAUCUAUGCCACGUUCUUUGUAUUUUUAUAGAAGAUUAGAUUAGAUAGUAAUUACUUACUGAUUGCUUAGCAUAGAAAA